Molecule: messenger RNA, 534 nt
Organism: Saccostrea cuccullata (small rock oyster)
Lineage: Eukaryota; Metazoa; Mollusca; Bivalvia; Ostreida; Ostreidae
Exons: 6
Coding region: 61-534 (157 amino acids)
Source: RefSeq, a predicted model, not a curated record
GUGAGUACUACUAAUGCAGUGUACCUGAAAAUAGCAACAGCUAAGAGUUAUGAUGCAUAUAUGGCAGAUACAACAGAUAUACAGUAUGCUGUGUUUGAAAAUUCCAUCAUCACAACUCUGAAUGGAAUACUGAAUUUCACAGUGGUAGACAGAAUCCAGUUGUCAACAAUAUCGGCUUUGUCCACUGGAACAAAAUUACAUGUAACAGUCUUCCUGAAAACUUCGUCUGACCCAGAUUUUGUGACCCUGAUUGCCAUCAGGGUCAAUAAGAGAAUAGACACUGUAGGGUGUAUAACUCUUGUUGGUAGUUGUGUGCCUUUGUUAGAGAAUACAGUAAUAUUGGAUGGAACACAAGAAGUUCCAGUGGUAUGCAAGACCUGUUCAGAAAAUGCCACAUGUAUCACUAAUUCCCCAGGCUGGUGGAAUUGCUUCAUAAGUUCUAAUGUAAUUCCACCUACUACAACUGUUCCCACAACAACAACUGAAACAUCAACAGUUAGUGUCAAGUUCAGAACACCAACACUCCAAGGAUAA